AUGUUCGUCACCGCCGCCACCACCACCUACAUCAACUCAGGAACCACAGACAUCUUCCGCUCAACCAUGAUUCGGAUAACUGCCUUCCUCGCACUGCUUGUGGCUGUUUGCUCAGGAGAGAGCUGCACGGACCCUGUGAUCACUCCAUCGGCCUACACCACAUCAGACGCAGUCAUCUCCUCAGAGUCUGUCUUCAUCGUUGAAUUGAGCCUCAGCUGUGCCAAUGGCGCACAGAGUGUGACCCUGUAUGCAGAUGUGAAUGGUAGACAGUUCCCUGUGACACGAGGCCAGGACGUGGGUAAAUACCAGGUUUCAUGGAGCAUGCCUCAUAAACAGGCUGCCUCUGGGACUUAUCCAGUCAAAUUCUUUGAUGAAGAAUCGUACAGUGCUCUGCGCAAGGCACAAAGAAAUAAUGAAGAUGUGACUGCAAUCCAGCCUCUAUUCUCCGUCAACAUUGACCACCGGGGUGCCUGGAAUGGCCCAUGGGUCUCAACUGAAGUGGUGGCAGCACUUAUUGGCAUCUUGGUCUAUUACUUGGCUUUCAGUGCAAAGAGCACAAUCCAGGCAUAA
Molecule: messenger RNA, 570 nt
Organism: Knipowitschia caucasica
Lineage: Eukaryota; Metazoa; Chordata; Actinopteri; Gobiiformes; Gobiidae
Source: the annotation of a GenBank genome assembly